CAUCCCAGGGCUGUGCGCAGUUCGCUGCUGCCUUCCCCAGAAGCCACUUCUUGCUUCCCUCUUUUGGAAACACAGAAGCAGCAGCGCUGCCACUCCCCAUGAACCUGUGGGCAGAUUUGCAUGUGUCCUCUGCACCGCCUGCGCAGCUGAAGCUGCUGCUGCCUCGAGUUGGGGAUGGAGAGAUGGGGCAACUGUGCGGCCGACGAUGGUGUCCCUUCAUCCCCAGGCUGCUGGCUCUGCUACUUGUUGCCACAGGCACUGCAGCUGUCCAGAUCGAGCCAGUGAGCGGUGUGCUGGGGCACUCGGUGCAGCUCCCUCUGCAGCUGCAGCCUGGCAGCAGUGUGAAGAGGAUCAUCUGGAGCUUCAGAGCCAAUGCCAGCAAGAAAAUAGAAGUGGCUGAGUACAACCUGGAGACGUCCAAGCAUUUCAAGUACAAUAGGCAGCGGCUGGAGUUGUUCAAUAAGACAACACUGCAGAUCAGUGCCCUGGAGCAGAGUGACAGUGGGGUCUAUGAUGCAAGCAUCACGUAUCAGUCAAACGAGAUGGAUGAAAGCUCCUUCAACCUCACUGUCUACGAGCCUGUGCCAGUGCCCCUGAUCCAGCAUGAGAUGCUGUCCUACACUGCCCAGGACUGCAGCAUCAUCCUGCGGUGCUUGGUGCCGGCUGGAAGUGGUGCUCAGACCACCUGGCAGCACGACAACACCUCCAGUGCAACUUGGAUACAGAGUGACAACAGUCAUGUGUUGCACCUGACCGUCCCUGCCAGUGCCCUGAAUGUCGUCUACACCUGUGUGGCCUGGAACCCGGCACAGGAGCGGAGCAAGUCCGUGGACCUGGCAGAACUGUGUGCACAAGAGGCACACAGGUGGAGGUGGCCCAUCUACCUGGCAGUGCUGGUGGGCGUUGUGGGAGCCUUGAGCAUCGUGCUGUACCUGCUGAAGAGGAGGAGAAAGGCUGACAGAGCUGCCGCCUGCCCCGAGGAGCUGCUGUACUCCCAGGUGCAAAGGAGAGAUGUCGAGGACAGGGACGAGCAGGGUCCCAGCAGAACCAUCUACAGUGAGCUGGGGAGCGGUGGGGAUGGCACAGCGUGGCCACAAGCCUGAGCGACGAUGGACGGACGGAUGGAUGGACAGCCGGACACCCUGCCUCCAUCUUGCUUUAUUUCCCCGUGUUCUUUCCCCUUCCUCCCCAUAGAACACGGGCCUGGCGGUGCUCCCCGCGGCCCCGGGCUGUGCACGGCCCCAAUAAAGGCAGAGA
Tympanuchus pallidicinctus (lesser prairie-chicken) is the source of this 1257-nucleotide messenger RNA. Its product is annotated as T-lymphocyte surface antigen Ly-9-like. The coding region runs from base 99 to 1103 and encodes 334 amino acids. The transcript is spliced from 7 exons. NCBI's taxonomy places the organism in Eukaryota, Metazoa, Chordata, Aves, Galliformes, Phasianidae. The record is from RefSeq and is a predicted model, not a curated record.